This is a messenger RNA of Soboliphyme baturini, 1065 nucleotides long. NCBI's taxonomy places the organism in Eukaryota, Metazoa, Nematoda, Enoplea, Dioctophymatida, Soboliphymatidae. The record is from the annotation of a GenBank genome assembly.
AUGAUUGUCAACGUGGGAACUCUCCCUAAGAAAUAUCCGGACACCUGCAUCUUGGAUAAGUACAUGCUAUAUCUCGGAGUACACGCGUAUUACCGCGCCAUCAGUCUUCGGAAUCUCAAUCCUCCUCAGCAUAGAUCACUGUCGUUCGAACGCGUGCACAUGAGUAUCUACAGUAAGAAAAAGACGUAUAAACUUUGCAGUCCCACGGAAAAUGAAAAGAAGUUGUCCUCCAACAGGUCGUAUGACAUCAGGUCAGGUUUUGUGAUAUCGGCUGAAGUGAAAAAAGAGGGCGAUUCGUUUCAAGCCUCCAUCACGAGCAAAACUGAGUCAAACGCAUGCGGAAUUUCGCUUAAACCUCUACAAGCAAACAGAGAAAGGUUUCGGAUUAUAGAUGGGGAAGAAACGCCGAACUGCGCUCUCCCAUGGAACGCAUUUGUACGAUCAGAGGACCUGAUUAAGUCAUAUAUGUGCACUGGAGUGAUCGUCGGUGAGUAUUGGGUGCUCACCGCUGCUCACUGUUUUCCCAAUCGUCUGCCGAAGCUGAAAGUGCUGGUAGGCACAAAUCACAAAAAUGACGGAAGCGGUAUAUGGCACGACGUCGAAGCAGCAAUUCCUCAUCAGUUGUAUACGCAUCACACCCGCGGAUACGAUGUCGCGUUGCUAAGGACGGAAACUGCUAUAGUAUACAACGACUGUACACGACCAGUUUGCAUUGCAAAGCCCACGCCAGACUUUGGAAGAGAGUGCGUCGCAAGCGGCUGGGGUUACACUGAUAGGGGGAGACAGUGGGGGACCGCUGCAAUGUCUUGGUCUCGAUGGAAGGUACUACUUGAAUGGAAUUUCCAGUUCCAAGAUUACAUCGGAGUAUGGGCGGUGCCCGUCACGUUUCACAGCGGUUGCAGUAUUUGCGGAUUGGAUCAAUACAACGAUUCACACUUACAAGAGCACAUUACCGCCGAAACAACUACGUUUUGCUGCGAAAGUUUUGAGUUUCUUUUCUUUUCCGUUGAUGAUUUUUUGGCUGCUGUUAGGCUGGUGACAGGGAUUUGUGUUAAAGCAAUGUGA